Messenger RNA from Protomyces lactucae-debilis, 708 nucleotides. RefSeq names its product RanBP1 domain-containing protein. Gene Ontology annotation, biological process: nucleocytoplasmic transport. Gene Ontology annotation, molecular function: GTPase activator activity. NCBI's taxonomy places the organism in Eukaryota, Fungi, Ascomycota, Taphrinomycetes, Taphrinales, Protomycetaceae. Bases 1 to 708 code for a protein of 235 amino acids. Gene Ontology annotation, cellular component: cytoplasm; nuclear pore. The transcript is spliced from 2 exons. The record is from RefSeq and is a predicted model, not a curated record.
AUGUCAGACACAAAGGCAGACCAGAGCAUCUCAGGCGCCAUCGCCAACGCAGCAUCCACAGUCAGUGACGAGGCAAAGGCCCUCUUUGGCGGGGUCUCUGCUGCUGUCACAGGCGCGUCCACAACCACCACCAAGGACACUGCCUCUCCAGCCACUGCUACUGAGAGUAAGAAGGACGCAGAGGCUGCUCCUAAAUCCAUUGCUGAAGCUGCACCGACAAAGACGACAGACGACGCAGCAGACGAGGACAAGGCCGAGGAGGAAGAAGCAGAUGUCCACUUCGAGCCUGUCAUCAAACUCGAUAAAGCAGUCGAGACCGCCACGAAUGAAGAAUCCGAAGAGGCAGUCUUCAAGAUGCGAGCAAAGCUCUUCAGGUAUGAUAAAGAGGCCGGCGAGUGGAAGGAACGCGGGACGGGAGAUGUCAAGUUCCUCAAGCACAAGGAAUCGGGAAAGACACGUUUGGUGAUGAGGCGGGACAAGACACUCAAGGUGUGUGCCAAUCACUACAUUAUGCCAGAUAUGACACUCUCACCCAAUGUGGGCAGUGAUCGGUCGUGGGUGUAUGCCACGUCCGCGGAUGUGUCGGAGGGUACAGCGACUGCUGAUACGCUGGCCAUUCGUUUUGCCAAUGCAGAGAAUGCAGGACUCUUCAAGGAUGCAUUCGAGGUGGCUCAGAAGGGGAACAAAGAGGCCUUUGAGAAGAAGUGA